Solenopsis invicta (red fire ant) is the source of this 4164-nucleotide messenger RNA. RefSeq lists its product as uncharacterized. The coding region runs from base 1 to 4164 and encodes 1387 amino acids. NCBI's taxonomy places the organism in Eukaryota, Metazoa, Arthropoda, Insecta, Hymenoptera, Formicidae. The transcript has 4 exons. The record is from RefSeq and is a predicted model, not a curated record.
AUGAGGCUCAGACAUAUUGAGAAUCACAUUGAGCAGCAGCUUGCACUCGCGGAAAUUAUAUCUCACUCUUACGAAAACCUUAUUAAAAAUGGAACCGAAAGUAUAACUCCGCAACGAGUAAAAACACGUCUUUCAAUUCUUAAAGAGAAUUGGGAACAGUUUUCUUUGGAACAUAAAGCUAUUAACCUAGCGGUCUCAGAGCUUACAGAAUUGGAUAAGAAUGCUAUAAAAGUUAAUCCUUAUUUUAUCAAAAAUCUGUUCAUCUCAACACACGAAUGUUAUUCGGAGUCUAUUGAAAAAUUAAGUUUAUUGCUUGAACCAGAUCAAGGAAAUAUGCCUAGAACAUCGUCUUCUCAAUCUAUAUCGCUAACGUCUUUCAUUCCGUCAACCAACACAUCUACGUCGACGUCUUCCGCGACGCUUACUUGUCAUCACCGGACACGGCUUCCGCGACUAGAUUUGCCUAAAUUUAAUGGUACCCGAUCUGAUUGGUUAAACUUUAAAGGUUUAUUUUGUUCCCUAGUAUUAGAUAAUCCGACUUUAAGUCUAGUUGAAAAACUACAGUAUUUAAAAUUAAGUCUAAUUGGCCCUCCUGCACUCUUGUUGAAAAACACCUCCUUAGUCGCGGAAAAUUUUCAAAAAGCCUGGGACUCGCUAGUUGCUUAUUAUGAAAAUACAAGAUUAUUAUUGGACUCUGCUUUACAAUCUUUAUUCGAUAUUAAACGCAUGACGAAGGAGUCGGCCGGUGAGUUAGAAAAAUUGUAUACUCAUGUGACUCAAAUCUAUAGAACUUUAGAGACAUUACAGAGACCAGUUUCUUAUUGGGAUGAUUUCCUAGUAUUUCUCGUUGUACAAAAACUUGAUUCCGAAUCGUUAAAACUUUGGGAACAACAUCUAGGUUCACGGAAAGAUCCCCCCACGUGGAAGGAGCUUUACGAUUUUCUUGUUGCCCGCUUGCUUACGUUAAAAGCAUGCGAGAAAAAACAAACGACGAAAAACGUCUCUUCGCCGGUUCAGAGUUUCUUACGUUCCCACUAUCAAGGAAAAUCAAAAAACAUCACGACUCCCAAUGUUAAAUGCCCUAUUUGUUCUGAGAUCCAUUAUGUAGUGGCCUGUCCCACUUAUUCGUUAAAGACUGUCCAACAGCGACUAGCCCUUAUUUCUAAGCAUAAAUUGUGCUUCAACUGUUUGGGAUCUCAUCGGUCAGCCGAAUGCUGUAACGUGAAACGUUGUCGGAAAUGUGGUGCUAAACAUCACACGUCAAUUCAUCCAGGAAAAUCUCAAGAUACCAAGACUAUCACACCCGCAUUGAAAUCCAAGGACAUCGAUGUUGUUAAAGCUACAACGGCAGUAGUUAAGAUUCUUUCUCACAAAGGAGAAAACUUUAAUGCAAGAAUACUCAUCGAUCAAGGAUCUGAGAUAUCCCUUAUCACGGAACGUCUUGUACAACGACUUAGGUUACCACGGAAUCAUUCUCGUUUACUUAUUAUCGGAAUUGGAGAAAAACCUAAUGCAUCUAAAGGUCAAACUUCGUUUACACUAAAACCUUGUUACAACUCAGCCUUUAAAUGUACCGUGUCUGCUCAUAUUUUGCCAAAGAUCACUGACUUUAUCCCGUCGUUGGUUGUUGAGAAUCAGGGUUGGACACAUUUAAAAGGAUUACAGUUAGCAGAUCCAAAUUAUCUGUCACCAGGUCCAGUAGACAUACUAGUAGGAGCAGAUACUUAUGGAAAAAUUAUCGACAAAGGUCUUAUUAAAGGUCCUUCGGAUACUCCCAUUGCGCAGCUUACAAAAUUUGGAUGGAUAAUUUCAGGACCUUCGCAAUCGAAUUUGAAAACAGUAAAUACACGUGGUUUUCACGUCUUUGUCGAGGAAAAUCUCUACAAUCUUCUCCAUCGGUUUUGGGAAUUCGAAGAAAUUCCGUCAACGAAAGUUUCAACCCUUUCCGCUGAGGAACAAGCGUGUGAAAACCAUUUUAAAUCUACCCACACUAGAGACAGAGAUGGAAGAUAUAUAGUGAGACUGCCCUUUAAAUUAUCGACUGAAAAACUUGGAGAUUCUCAAACGAAAGCUGUUCGACUAGUUAAAAGAUUAUUUAGUCAAUUUAAAACUAAUAAGGAUUAUGCAUCUGCUUAUUCAGAGUUCAUUGCGGAAUACGAACGUCUAAAUCACAUGCAACUAUGGUCAACACCUGAUUCAGACUACUUAUCCUAUUAUCUUCCACACCACGGGGUAUGGAGAGAGCAAAGUAUCACUACCAAACUACGAGUAGUGUUUAAUGCUUCGAGUCCAUCUUCUUCGGGAUAUUCACUUAAUGACUUACUUCAUACCGGUCCUAAACUACAAACUGAUUUGUUUGAUGUACUCAUAUAUUUUCGAUUAUUCCGUUAUGUCUUCUCCACUGACAUAGAAAAGAUGUUUCGUCAAGUGAAGAUGCAUCCUGAUGAUUGGAGAUUUCAACUCACAUAUGGAUUAGCUUGUGCUCCAUAUCUAGCAUUACGCACUUUACAACAGCUUGCAGAAGACGAAGAUUCACGUUUUCCUCUAGCGAUUACAUCCUUAACAAAGGGACGUUAUGUAGAUGACAUUUUUGGAGGAGCUGACUCGAUUGAGCAAACUAAGGAAAUCGUUACUCAACUUAACCAACUUUGCAUGGCGGGCGGCUUUAACCUUCAAAAAUGGUCAAGCAAUCAAGUAGAAGUAUUAACCGAGAUCCCUGAAAAGAAUCGGAUUGCACAUUUUGCGGUUAAUAUCAAAGAUAACGUAGCUGUAAAGACUCUCGGUUUACAUUGGAUAACAACAACGGAUACCUUUCAAUUCACCUUUAAUCUUUCAAUUCCGGACGUUAUUACAAAAAGAGUUAUUCUAUCCAACAUUGCUAAGUUAUUCGAUCCUCUGGGGUUUCUCGCACCUGUAAUUAUUACUGCAAAGAUUUUCAUUCAACAGCUCUGGUCAAAUAAAUUAGGUUGGGAUGAUCCUUUACCAGAAGCCCUAGCAUUAAAGUGGACGAAUUUUGUAAUGAGUCUCCAAGACACUCCUCGUCUUACGUUCCCAAGAUGGAUCGGAUACAUGUCUGAUCUAAAAAUUGAGUUACACGGAUUUUGUGACGCGUCUCAACAAGCAGUGGCAGCGGUUGUUUACAUACGAACUGAAAAUCAAAAUAGAGAAAUAAAAACUGCGUUAUUAUGCUCGAAAACAAAGGUAGCUCCAUUGAAAAAGUUGACGAUACCUCGUUUGGAAUUAACAGGAGCAGUGUUACUAACCAAGUUAGUUUCACAUGUGUUAAAAGUACUAAAUCUAAAAAACGUGCCUCUUCUCCUGUGGACUGAUUCCACAAUCACCUACACGUGGCUGAAUCACCACCCUUAUCGUUGGAAGGAUUUUGUUCAUAAUCGAGUCUGUUACGUACAAGAAGUUUUGACUCAAGCAGUAUGGAAAUUUGUCCCAGGAGUUGAGAAUCCAGCAGAUCUUGCCACACGAGGUUUAACCCCCAACCAACUGUCACAGAUGUCGUCAUGGUGGACAGGACCACACUGGCUCACUUUAUCACCUUCAAGUUGGCCCACGGUAGUUCCAUCACAUUCUUUCGAAAAAGGGUCCUUGGAAGAAAGACCUACUAAAGUGACCUCAUAUACUAUCAACACUGUUCACUUGUGGGAUCUAAUAAACCGAUACUCUAGUUUAAUGAAAUUGUUACGAAUCACAGCAGUGGAAGCUACAAUGAAUUCAAGACCUUUUAGCGCACUCUCUGAAGAUCCCGAAGAUCUUAACGCUUUGACUCCUGGACAUUUUAUCAUGGGUUGUGCACCAUCCUUGAUUCCUGAACCAUCGCUGGAAACCGUGAAAUUGUCACAUCUUUCGAGAUGGCAACUCAUCCGUCAAAUGUUGGACAGUUUCUGGACUCGGUGGUCGAAAGAAUGUCUCCAACGUUACUACGCACGAUACAAAUGGAACAAAGUAGUUCCAUCCUUGACUGUUGGGAAUUUAGUUCUCGUAGUUGAUGAACGGUACCCACCAGCGAAAUGGCCAUUAGGACGCAUUAUUCAAACUCAUGAGGGUAAAGACGGUCUAACUCGAGUUGUCACUGUACGUACUCAGACAUCUAUUUUAAAGAGGCCUAUCGUGAAGGUGUGCCCACUACCGAUAGACGUACCCACUCUGUAA